CGAUGCGCCUGAUAAAUAGCUCUCUGCAGGUUCUGCUGCUUCUCGUUGCUGCUACCGCAACGCUGGUGACUUCAACCUUAACGGUCACCAUCCCCCCUUCCAAUCUGCUCCCCAACCCCAACGCCUUGCCGGCCGGGACGCAUGCCACCUUGACCUCCCUGCCGUCGUCUGAACGCUCCAAGGAGAACUCCGAGUCUGUCUCCCACACCUUGAGCGCCUCGCUGACUCGCUCCGCGACCUUCGUCUUUCGGAACCUGCCCUCGUCCCAGUCCCAAGCCCAGUCCUACUUGCUCGACAUUCGGUGUGCUGAAUAUGUCUUCGCCCCUUAUCGCGUCGACAUCUCCGCCAAUGGUGCGGUGCUGGGCAUCUGGGAAACGUUUCGCGGAAACCCCUGGGACAAUCGUGGGACCGAGAAGUUUGUCGUCGAUCCUGCCGCUUCCGAGGCGGCGGCAGCCCCGGUGGGCGAUGUGACGGUGGAAGCCAAGUUGCUGACAAGGAGAGCUUUCUACGAGGAACGAUCUAAAUUCUCCCCUCUCGCCUUGUUCAAGAACCCUAUGAUUCUAAUGGCCCUGGUGGCCCUGGGAUUUACAUUUGGAAUGCCGAAAUUGAUGGAAAACAGUGAGUUACGGCUGUCUCGACCCUAAUUGUGACCUCAAGGGGCUUGCUAAACAUUGAACCCUCCCCCGCAG
Molecule: messenger RNA, 689 nt
Organism: Aspergillus steynii IBT 23096
Lineage: Eukaryota; Fungi; Ascomycota; Eurotiomycetes; Eurotiales; Aspergillaceae
Exons: 2
Cellular component (GO): EMC complex
Source: RefSeq, a predicted model, not a curated record